CGCAGGGAGCUCGCGGCCACCCGGGGCGACAAUCGUUACUUGGCAACGGGAAGCGGCCGGAGUCCCUGGGAGGCGCGAAGGGAGCCGGGUGCGCGGCGGCCGGGAUGGGCCCCUGCGGCGGACACGGGGAGGCGGCGCAGCUGCUGGGGGCGAGAUGAAGCUGAACAGCGAGGCGCUGCCCCGGAGGCGCAGCUCCGAGACUGUCCUGCAGACCAUCUCCAGGACCUUCCGCGACUCCGAGCUGAACAAGCAGCUAGGGGCGGAGAUAGGGAACUAUAGCCAUACCGCUUUGUUUGCAAGGGCAGAGGAGCUGUUGGCGAAGAGGAUCAUAGAUGGAGAUCCUCUGGCAUAUUUUCUACAAGGGCAGCUGUACUUUGAAGAGGGAUGGUAUGAAGAAGCACUUACACAAUUUGAAAAAAUUAAGGAGAUGGAUUUUCAAGCUCUGUAUCAGCUGGGUGUAAUGUAUUAUGAUGGAUUGGGGACCAAAGAAGACCCAGAAAAAGGAGUGGAGUACAUGCAAAUAAUUAUCAACUCUAACUCCCCUAAAGCAAGACAUUUAAAAUAUGCUGCUGCAUACAAUCUUGGCAGAUCUUAUUUUGAAGGAUGUGGUGUUAAGCAUUCAGAUAAAGAGGCUGAAAGGCUGUGGCUUAUUGCUGCAGACCAUGGGAAUCCAAAGGCAAGUGUAAAGGCUCAAAGUACCCUGGGAAUGUUUUAUUCUACAUCAAAUUCAAAAGAUCUGAAAAAGGCAUUUUUCUGGCAUUCUGAAGCUUGUGGCAAUGGAAGUCUGGAGUCACAGGGUGUAGUUGGUGUUAUGUAUCUCUAUGGACAAGGCAUACAUCAAAAUACAAUGGCUGCUUUGGAGUGCCUGAAGGAAGCAGCAGAACGUGGAAAUGUCUAUGCUCAAGGCCAUCUUGUUGAAUAUUACUACAAAAGAAAAUUUUACACAAAAGCUGCUGCAUUUGCCAGAAGGCAUGCCUCCUGGAUCCUGAUGUAGCUUCUGACCUUGAAUUGGCAGCUAAUCAUGGGAGAAUUUAGAACAUUUCACAUUUAGGCAAAUCCCAGCCACUUCCAAUGCUGUAUAAUAUGUUUCACGUAGUAGGCCAUGUUUAUCCUUAGCAGCUAGGUAGAUAACCACCUAUUUCUUUGUUUUUCAGCUUUCUAUAAAUCAUGAAAAUUAUGCAGUUUUUGUUGAUUAGAACAAACAUCAUUUUGCUGACAGUAAUUUUUUGUUCACAACCCUUACUUACACAUUGUAGAGGCAGAUUAUCUUCCUUUUUUCAUUAUACAGAAGGUUUAAUCAUCAUGAACUGGGCACUUUACUGACAUAAUCCAUCUGCGUUUCUUACUUUGACUCUGCUCUAGAUGGUAUACAAAUCAAGCUAAAAUCAACUUGUUAAAAGAAAUCAUUGUUAAUGUCAAUUUCCUUUACUUACAAAUAUUAAAGAUCUGCAGAGUCAGCAAAAUCAUAAGAUUUCUGAAAUACUUGUGCUUAAAAAUAGUGUCCUCUUUUCAUAUACGUUCUAUUUACAAGUCAUAUCAUACAUUUAAAUGAAAUAUUCUGUACUGGGGUAAUAAUUGAAGCUGUGUGCUUCCUUUACAUAUAAAUCUUUUUCCUGUAUCUUUGCCCUUUCACAUAUCUCUGAAAUGCAACAACUUUCUCAAAGAUUGCACUGUUAGAUGGUAGCAGUAUAGGGUUGGAAACUUGCAUGGAUGGUAGAUACUUAGUUUACACUGUAGAUCAUACCAACUUCCAAUAUUGGGAUAUACUAUUCAUAGAAACUAAUUACAGAAAAAAAAAUCUACACCUACACUAGUGAAAUGUUAGUGUAUAUAUCUCUAGACCAUGACUAUCCUUAAUCCUUAUCCAUAUAGGACUUUUAGCUAUUCCUACUAAUACAAACUGACAUCUCAACAGGCCCAAAAAGUAGCCAUAGGCUACAUCAUUCAGCAGCAGUAUUAUACUGAAUCUUGUAAUGUAAGAUACUUUCUCGCCAGUGAGACUCACCGAUUGCUAUAUUAUAGUUACAUAUUUUCAAGUCUUUAUUGAUAUAGCUUUCCGUCUCCAAUAGAAUUUACGUUGCUUCUUAAACUGUGCUAUGGAAUAGAAAAUCUAAGGCUGUAUUGUCAGAGAAAUCUUGAUGUUGCAAUAAACUUCAUAGUAAUA
Messenger RNA from Caretta caretta (loggerhead turtle), 2164 nucleotides. RefSeq names its product LRP2 binding protein (gene LRP2BP). NCBI's taxonomy places the organism in Eukaryota, Metazoa, Chordata, Testudines, Cheloniidae. The record is from RefSeq and is a predicted model, not a curated record. Gene Ontology annotation, molecular function: protein binding.